AUGAAGCAAGUAACUUGGCUUGAUAUGAAGGGAGUGUCUAUAUUUAAAGAUAGUUUUCUUAAGAAAAUUGGUGAGCUGAGUCAAUUGAAAACACUCGACAUAGCCAAUGCUGCUGGUGAUAGGAGCAGAUUUAGUAAGGGCAUAAAAUAUCUGGGAAACUUGAUGAAUUUAUCUGAGCUUUAUAUCAACUCAAAUGAAAUUGGUGACAAUGGCGCUGAAGAUAUUAGUGGAAUGAAACAAUUAACUAAACUUGACGUUUCUUCAAAUGAUAUUACUACUAAAGGAGCCAAGCACAUUAGUAAAUUGAACAAACUAGUAUCCCUAAAAAUGGAGGAAAAUAUGAUCGAUGCACAAGGAAUUAAAUAUAUUACCGAUCAAUUGAAUCAAUUAACAGAACUUGAUAUUGGUUCAAACGAUCUUGGUGUAUUGGGGGCAAAAGCAGUCAGUGAAUUGUCCCAAUUAACGUCACUGAGUAUUGAAAACAAUAAUCUGCUCAACGAAGGAGCUGCUUAUAUCAGUAGAUUACUGAAUUUGACUGAUCUUUGCAUUAAUUCUAAUCAAAUUGAUAGUGAAGGAGCCAAAGAUAUUAUCAAAUUGAAACAAUUAACAACACUAUUUAUAUCUGGCAACUCUCUUCUAGAUGAAGGAGCCAAGUUAAUUAGUGAGCUAAAUAACUUAACCGUACUUGAUAUUUCAGACAAUGAAUUAACUGAUGAAGGGGUAGAGCCAAUCAGUAAAUUGAAGCAAUUGAAGACACUUGAAAUUGACGAAAAUCAAAUUAGUGAUGAAGGAAUAGAGUCAAUUUGUGGACUCAAUCAAUUAACUGAGCUUAACAUUGAUUAUAAUCUCAUAUCUGCAGAAGGAUUAAGUUCUAUAAGCGGGAAUGAGAUUGGAGAUGAAGGUGCAGAGAUUAUUGGUGACUUGACAAAUUUGAAAGAGCUUACAGUAGACCAGAACUCAAGAUCCAAGUACCAUGAAAUCUUGAAAACAAAAUUACCAUUAUUAACGAUCAAGAAAAUUUAA
Messenger RNA from Naegleria gruberi, 1023 nucleotides. RefSeq lists its product as uncharacterized. Gene Ontology annotation, molecular function: protein binding. The record is from RefSeq and is a predicted model, not a curated record. NCBI's taxonomy places the organism in Eukaryota, Heterolobosea, Eutetramitea, Acrasida, Naegleriidae. The coding region runs from base 1 to 1023 and encodes 340 amino acids. The transcript has a single exon.